Messenger RNA from Amaranthus tricolor (Joseph's coat), 3199 nucleotides. RefSeq names its product extensin-2-like. Lineage: Eukaryota; Viridiplantae; Streptophyta; Magnoliopsida; Caryophyllales; Amaranthaceae. The transcript has 2 exons. The record is from RefSeq and is a predicted model, not a curated record. Bases 7 to 3069 code for a protein of 1020 amino acids.
ACAAACAUGGGUCUCCCACGCAUCCUCUCCCUCUCCACUUUCCUUGUUUUGUCAUCUUUAGUUUUUGCAUCUGCUAGCGUGUCUCGUUCUUACACUCCACCUUCUACCAUUGAGCCUCUCUCGUACACAUCAACUCCAGUUUAUAGUCCCUCGCCUGAAUCUGAAACUUCAUCAUACACUUCAACCCCACCUUAUAGUCCAUCUCCCUCUCCCGCGUAUGAAACUCCGUCCUAUACUACUCUAAGUCCACCAUAUAGCCCAUCUCCAUCUCCUGAGUAUGACACUCCAGCAUACACCACUCUAAGUCCACCAUACAGCCCAUCCCCAUCUCCUGAGUAUGAGACUCCAGCAUACACCCAAAGUCCUCUUUACAGUUCCCCACCUUCAUAUGAAACUCCAUCAUACACUCCAACACCAGUCUACAGUCCAACCCCAGACACUAAGACCUCAUCAUACACAUCAAGCCCACCUUACAACCCAACACAAAAGUAUGACACCCCAUCAUACACCCCAAGUCCGAUUUACAGCCCAUCUCCUAAGUACGAAACCCCAAGUCCGAUUUACAACCCAUCUCCUAAGUACGAAACUCCUUUGUACACCCCAAGUCCAACCCACAGCCCAUCUCCUAAGUACGAAACCCCAAGUCCGAUUUACAACCCAUCUCCUAAGUACGAAACUCCUUCGUACACCCCAAGUCCAACCUACAGCCCAUCUCCUACGUACGAAACCCCAAGCCCAACCUACAGUCCAUCUCCUAAGUAUGAGACACCUUCAUACACGUCAAGUCCAAAUUACAGCCCACCUCCUAAGUACGAAACCCCAUCCUAUACCCCAAGUACAACAUAUAGCCCAUCUCCUAAGUAUGAAACACCAUCAUACACCCCGAGUCCAAUUUACAGCCCAUCACCUAAGUAUGAAACCCCAUCUUACACCCCCACUAAAACUUAUAGUCUUUCUCCUAAGUAUGAGACUCCAUCCGACACCACUACUGUGACUUACAGCCCUUCUCCCAAGUACAACACUAAAACAUACACUCCAAGUACUACUUACAGUCCAUCUCCAAAGUACGAAACUACAUCUUACACCCCUACUCCAAUUUACAACCCAUCUUCAGAAACCAAAUCAUAUGAAACUCCAACAUACAGUCCAUCUCCCAAAUACGAAACCCCAUCAUAUACCCCAAGUCCAACUUACAGCCCAUAUCCUAUGUAUGAAACUCCAACAUACACGCCUACACCAAUUUAUAGUCCAUCUCCUAAGCAUGAAACUAUGUACACCCCAAGUACUAAUUAUAGCCCAUCUCCCAAGUAUGUAACUCCAUCCUACACACCCACUUCAACUUAUAGUCCAUCUCCUAAGUAUGUAACUACAUCCUACACACCUACUUCAACUUACAGCCCAUAUCCUAAAUACAAUACUCCAUCCUACAACCCAUCUCUUAAGUAUGAAUAUGAGACUCCAUAUGUUUCUACCCCGAUAUAUAGUCCAUCACCCAAGUAUGAGACCCUAUCAUACACCCCGUCAGCAACUUACAAACCUUCUCCCAAGUAUAAGACUCCUUCAUACACCCCAUCAUCAACUUAUAGCCCUUCUCCAAAGUAUGAUGCAACAUCAUACACCCCAACGUCCACUUACAAGCCUUCUCUAACGUACAAGACUCCUAACACUCAAACCCCAACAUAUAGCCCAUCUCUUAAAUACGAGACUCCAUUAUAUAAGCCUACCUCAUCGUAUAGCCCUUCACCUAAAUAUAACACCCAAUCAUAUACCCCAACCACAAUGUACAACCCUUCUUCUAAGCACUCUCCUAAAUAUGACACUCUAUCAUACACCCCAUCUACAACUUAUAGUCCAUCUCCAAAGUACGAUGUCUCUUCAUACACCCCUACCUCAUCUUACAAUCCAUCCCCUAAGCAUAAGACCCAAUCAUACAAAGUUUACGGUGUACAAGGUGUCAUAUAUUGCAAGUCUUGCAAUGAUUUCAAACCAAUUGAAGGUGCAAUAGCCAAAAUUUCAUGUGAGGCAAAGACUGGGUAUGGAUACAAGGCAGCUAAGUUUUCAAUGUUGACUCCCAAAACUGAUAAGAAUGGUUAUUACUUGGCUACAUUUACUCAAGAACAACUUGGUAAACAUUUACAACCAACAGAUUGCAAAGUUUAUCUUGAAAGUUCUCCAUCAUACACUUGCAAUGUUGCUACAAAUAUGCAUCUUGGAGUAAGCGGAGCUCCCCUAACUUAUUCAAAACAAAUAACUGAGUACCAAAAAACAUACACCUUAGAGUUGUACUCUAUUCCAAUUUUUGCUUACAAGUCAAGUGCUAAAUGCGAAUAUUAUCCAGCUUAUUACCAAAGAAACACCCCAUCAACCUACACGCCAAAAUCAAGCUAUGAGACAUACACUCCAAAAUAUUCCCCAUCUCCGAAAUAUACCCCAUCAACUUAUACUCCAAAAUCAAGCUAUGAGACUUACACUCCAACAUAUUCUCCAUCUCCGAAAUACACCCUAUCAACUUAUACUCCAAAAUCAAGCUAUGUGGCUUACACUCCAGAAUAUUCUCCAGCUCCGAAAUACACUAUAAAAUCAAGCUCUGAGACUUACACUCCAUAUUAUUCUCCAUCUCCAAAAUCAAACUAUGUGAAUUACACUCCUGGAUACACCCCAUCAACCUACUUUCCAAAACCAAGCUCCUACUCUCCAAAGUACACUCCAUCCACAUACAGACCAACAUCGGACUAUGAGACUUCAAAAUACACCCUAUCAACCUACUCUACAAAGUCAAGCGAUGAAGCUUCAUCAUAUGUCUCACCAUCAACCUAUACUCCAAAAUCAAGUUAUGAGAGUCCAUCAUGCGAUACAACACCAUCUUACACACCUGGAUCAGCUUCUAAGGCUCCACCUUACACUGAAGAAAGGUACAGUCUAAGUAGUGAAACUCCAUCCUACAUUGCACCAAAGUCAAGUUAUGAAACUUCAUCAAACUAUACACCUCAGUCAAGUUAUGAAGCACCAUCAUCUUAUGCUCCAAAAUCAGAGGAUAAAACUACUACCUACACUAACUACGGAUACUAAGAGAAAUUAAAUCAUGAGUUUUUAUAAGCUAUGAUUAUGUUUGAUUAUAUGUGGCCUAUUGUGCCAUAUCUACUACUGAAUUGGUUAAAAAAUUUAAAUUUUUAUUUACAUUUUUUUUAAUUCUUAUGCA